This is a messenger RNA of Aplysia californica (California sea hare), 7738 nucleotides long. RefSeq lists its product as uncharacterized. NCBI's taxonomy places the organism in Eukaryota, Metazoa, Mollusca, Gastropoda, Aplysiida, Aplysiidae. Gene Ontology annotation, cellular component: nucleus. Gene Ontology annotation, biological process: regulation of transcription by RNA polymerase II. The record is from RefSeq and is a predicted model, not a curated record. Gene Ontology annotation, molecular function: protein binding; transcription coregulator activity; double-stranded DNA binding. The transcript has 30 exons. Bases 100 to 6813 code for a protein of 2237 amino acids.
AAGUCUGCAAUCGAUAGGGACCGUAAAUAAGGAAGCAAUCAGAAUGUGUUGGAAUGGUAAAACCAUGACAACUUGAGGUGUUUUGCUGGUAGAGGAAUCAUGGAGGAGCUGGAAGAAGCUCCCUCAUCUUCCUCUAAGAUGGACCAGCAAGACGUAACUGACACACAGAAUGCUACUGAUGAUACUGUGGAUGUCAGUUUACCAGAGCAGCUGCAGAAAAUAACUCCUGCUGAGGAGUUUGUCUGUGUGCGGCAUCGAUGGAAUACCAACGAGGAGAUUGCUUCUAUCCUUAUAGCAUUCGACCGUCACAAGGAAUGGCUUGUCCUCCCUCAGAAGAUUCGGCCCCCCAGUGGCUCCAUGCUUCUCUACAACAGGAAGGUUGUCUUCUACCGCAGAGAUGGCUACUGCUGGAAGAAGCGACGGAACGGGAGCACCAUUCGGGAAGAUCACAUGAAGCUCAAAGUUCAGGGGUUGGAGUGUAUCUAUGGCUCCUAUGUGCACUCGGCCAUUCUCCCAACAUUUCACCGGAGAUGCUACUGGCUUUUGCAGAACCCAAACAUCGUGUUGCUCCACUACCUGAAUGUGCCGUACCCGGAGGCCGCGAAGCCGUCCAUCCCAUCCGUGUCUCAGGAGCUACGCCGCAAGGAGUGGACUAAAGAGGAGCUGGUGGACCAGCUGAGACCUAUGUUGUCGCAGGCUGCACAGGGUAUGGAGCAUGGCUCGGAGGAUGAUCAAAAGGUGGAAAGUACUUUGGACGAGCUGAUCCCAAUGCUGAUGCCGAUGAACGAAGGUAACAAGUUCUCUGCUCCGAGCGGCAGCGGCUCCAAGCUGAUGGCCUUGGUCCCGAACAAGGCGAUGGCGGGUCAGAGUAACCUGCUAGUCAAACAAACGCUCCCUUCCAGCUCGGGCCUGACACCCACGGCUGUGACUUUGAAGCCUGUGGUGGCGCAGUCAGCGUUCUCUAGCCCAGCUCAGAUGCAAAGCGUCCAGCAGCAGCAGCAGGCGUUGGGCGGUGUGCGUGGAGGGCAGAGAGACAAGGGGCUUCCUCCUCCGCAGCAAGUGGCGGGGAUGGUUCGAACCCUCACUCAAGGUCGCCAGGCGACGAGGAUCCACGCUGUCCUGCCUUCUGGGAUUCUGCAGGCAGCCCCUGUACCUCCUACCCACCAACAACAACAGCAACAGCAAAUGUGCGUGCGGCCGCAGCAACACAUCCAGAGGGUGCAAGCGUUGCCAGCUCAAGUGGUGAACCCUGAGGGACAGCAGAGUUCCCUGCAGCUGUCAUUGCCGUCGGCUGCCCCUGGUCACAACAAUCACCAACAAGAAGCUGUGGAGAAGGUGAUCAGGCACAGCGCCCUUCCCCUGGCCCUCCACACCUCCUCCCAGCAGCACCACCGGCCCGGCCCCUCCACUCACCUUGUCCAUCAACACCACCCCCAGCCCCACUCCCAGGACCCCGCCGCAUUCCUUACCCUGACCAAUGUCACCUCGAGCCCCGCCCUCACGCCCAACACCGUUCUCCCCACCGGCGCUCGGACUGGCCUCUCCAUCAGUCAAACAGGCCACCACCACCAGCAGCACCACCCGGUCAGCCAAAGUGGACACCACCAUCAGGACAUUAUGAUGACCAGUGCCACGGACGUAAUCUCCGGGGGCAUCUGCGGCUCAUUGCAGGCUAGUGCAGGCUCCACUGCUAACUUCACCGCUCUCACCGUCGGCCCCAACUCCUCCUCCUCCUCCUCCUCCUCCUCCUCCCCCUGCCUCACCCAGAUUCAAACCACGAACAGCGGGACCAAUCUCCUCGCCCUGGCCUCAUUGAGUCACCCGUCUUGCUUGCCCAACCUGUCCCCUGCGGCAGUGACCACCAUCACCCCCAGCCACAGCCUCCAUGCCUCCGUGCCCGCUCUCACCCUCAAUCAGCAGUCUGCGGACUCUCACAGUUUUCAGCUUCACAUCCAUCAACAACCCCAGCAUGGCCAACAGACUGGCUCAGAGAAGCAUUCCCUGCCCACCGUGUUAGCUCAGCACUGCCAGCUGGCUUCUGACGUCAAAUCUACGGUCUCCGAUCAGGCAGCUCACCAGCUGGAAGAGCCUUUGCAGCGGCAACAGCAACAACAGCAACAGCAGGUGGCCCCAGUGCUCACCCUCCACCUGAAGCCCACCAACAGCAGCUCAGCCGACGGCCCAGGCUUCGUGCUCAGCCUCCAGGGGGCCACUCUUGUACCGUCGCAGGCGACCUCCCAGGUGAGCAAUUCAGGCACAACGAAUUUCAGUGGCACAGCCAACAACAAUGCUCAGUCGUUCAGCCUCAGUAACAACAACAACCACAAUAACAACAACAACAGCCACAACAACAUUGACAGCGGCCCUGGAGGUCUGGUCCUGGUGGCCAGUCAGAACCCCACGGGGGCGCUGGUGCUCAACCGAAUCUCAGGCAACCCCCUGGUGGGGCAAGGCCCACAACCUCCACCUCCCCCUCCCCCUCACUCCCAACAGACUUUCGCCAGCUCUGGCUGUCAGCUGGUGGCCCCGGGAGCCCCGCCCAGCUCCAUGCCUGCAGCGUUCUCUCAAGCCGUGCCCCACAACCUGGUCUGCUUCUCCUCCUCCGCCUCCAACCUCAUCACAGCGCCUCAGCCUCCCUCGUCGUUCGCCCAAACUGGAGUCGACCCCAUGCCCUCUGCCAUUGGCUUUGCUCAGCUACCACUGCAUACCUCCACCACCUCUGCCAUUGACAUCUCCCACAGCGCACACCAUCACCAGUUACAGCAGCAGCGGCAGCAACAACAGCAGCAGCAAUCCCAACAAGCACAGCAACAUCUCUUCACAAACAUUUUCCCUUCCCCCGAACUGGGCAAAGAUUUCUUUCCCCUCAAGACAGAGAGCGGGGCAAGCAAAGAUUUCUUUCCCCUUAAGUCAGAGAGCGGGGCGUCAUUAUACUCCACUUCAAGCGAGCCUGUGUUUGCCAUGAACAAACUGGACACUGUGUCAGCAGCCUCCUCUUCACCCCGCUUUGAUCCGCUUAGCUCAAGUAAGGACCUCAUAGCUUCGGACUCAUCCUCCUUUGCUAAAGCUGUCUUCUCAUCCUCCAUCAGUAGCAGCAGCAGCAUCAGCAACUACCACCACCACCAGUCCUCACUCCCAGGACAACCUGGCCCCUCACAGACAUCGGUACACCCAGACUUGAUGGCAGGACCAUCAGGGACUCAUUCAGCUAUGAUGAGCGCCCCCAACACCUGUGAUACUCUCAACGGCAGCUUCUCCUCCCUGCCCAGCGCUGAUCUCAACCUAGAGGACUUCCUGGACCUCAACGACUUCGACGAUGUCCCCGACAUGGUGGUCUUGCCUUUCAGCCCGGCAGACAUCGCAGACGACCCGCAGCCCUCCCUCCAGCCUGCGACAGACCACCUAGCUGCCGCUGCUGCUUCCGGCAACGACAAUCCUGGCGAUAGCGCCACGGCUUUGGCGACUAAGGGUCAGGCUCAGGGCAAUAUGACCCCUUUUGGUUGCAUGGACAGUAGCCAGAUGUCUCAGGAAGUGCAACAACAGCAGCAGCAGCAGCAGCAACAACAGCAACAUCAGCAUCCAGUCCACCACCCACAGUUCCAACCCCAGCCUGGCUGUGCCGACCUACCCCCCCUGCAGUUAGGCGGUCCCCCCUCCUCGCCCCUGCACCCCGGGGCCCCCCCGAGACCCCUGUGUAGCUUUGAGACCCCACCCGUGUACAUGGAGGGUACGGGGGCCUCCAGUGCUGUUUGUGAUAGCAGGACGGCGAGCUACCAGGAUGACCCUGAAAUCAAUUCUGUGAUAAAAGACUUCAGUCCCGACUGGGCCUACACCAAGACAAAUACCAAAGUUCUGGUGGCCGGCCCGUGGUGCAGGGAGACGUGUAACUACACGUGUGUGUUUGAUGGAGAGCAUAUUCCUGCCACAUUGCUGCAGCCGGGAUUGCUGCGUUGUUUUACUCAAUGUGAGUUCCUUUUGUGUUCUUUUUUUUUUUUUGGCACUCCUCCUGUCAUUGUCGUCAUUAAAUCCAAAGAUGUGGGUGGUUGGUGGGUGCUUUUUGUGAUUUGCUCCUUCUUUCGUCUCAAACAUCUGUCAGUGGCCCGCGACGGCAUUGUGGUUUCGAACUGCGAGGUGUUCGAGUUCUGUGACCGGGAAAGUUCCAACUCGAACACGUCCCACCCGGAGUGGUUCGCCAUCGACAGUGAGUCACCAUCUUUGUACUGUAGUGUACUGCCUUCUCUCUCACUCCCUCUCUGUCUGUCACUGCUUUUUCUCUUUCUGGGCCUGUAUUCAUCUCUCUCUCUCGCUUACUCACUCUCUCUCUCUCACUCACUCACUCACUUUCUCUCUCUCCCGGUGCCCUCCACAGCUCAUCAACUCAAGCUCCUGUUGGUGGAGAGGAUUGACCAGCUCCGGCGUCGGUUUGCCCACCUGCAGACAGCUUUUCAGGACCCAAUCUCGGAUGACCUUGAGAGCCUGGAGUCGAGUCUGGUGCACCAGGUACAGGCCAUGUCCAGCCAGCCGUGGUGUCAGGGUCAGCUGUACCCGAAGGCCGGCCAGCACAACUUGACCUUGUUGCACCUUGCCGCGGGGUUGGGGCUGGCCAAGCUUAUCUCUUGUCUCAUCAAGUGGAGGUACAGUGCUGCUCUGAUCCUUGACCCAAUCUCGGAUGACCUUGAGAGCCUGGAGUCGAGUCUGGUGCACCAGGUACAGGCCAUGUCCAGCCAGCCGUGGUGUCAGGGUCAGCUGUACCCGAAGGCCGGCCAGCACAACUUGACCUUGUUGCACCUUGCCGCGGGGUUGGGGCUGGCCAAGCUUAUCUCUUGUCUCAUCAAGUGGAGGCGCGAGAACAGCAACGUGGUCCUGGAGUUUGAGGUGGACGCCCAGAGUGUGGACAGUCACGCCUGCACACCACUGAUGUGGGCUUGUGCUCUGGGCCGUAUUGACGCGGCCUUGACCCUGUAUCAUUGGAACACUUCGCCUCUCAAGAUGUGCAAUAAAGAUGGCCUCCUGCCCCUCACCCUGGCCCGACAGAAAGGACACUACAACCUGGCCAACCAGGUGGAACAAUUAGAAAGAGCCAAAGAACAGCAACAGCAGAAAGAACUGGAGCUCCAGGAACAGCAACAACCGGGUGGAAUGGACACCACCAGCUCCCCCCCUCUCAUGUCCAGCGAUUCAGGUGGUGUAAGGGCCGGCGCUGUGUCCGCCUCGGCUGGUUCGAGCGUGUCGGAGAACCUGUCUGUGGACUUGAAGGAGGACGCUGAGGUCAAGGACGAGCUGAGGAUUCAGAUUCCUCCACCGAAGUCCUUCCCCAAACCGGGCAAACCGGGACCGAAGCUCAUCCGGAGGUACAGCGAGCAGGUGAUCAGCCAGACAUCAAGACCCCUCAGCAAGCGUAACUCGGUAGACCUGCUGCCCAGUGGUCAAGACGACGAUCAGGCGACGCUGCCCACGCUGGGCUCGACCCUGGCCCAGUCUGUGCGGGAGAGUGCCUCGGAGCCCCAGCUGUCUGUCAGCCCGGACAUGGCCUUUGUGGCACCCCCUGCCCCUCGGCUGCUGCUGGAGGACAAGAUAGACGAACCUUCGAGUUACUUGGGCGAGCCCUCUACCUCCAAAAUGGACACCGAUGAGCUGGUGCCUGUAAGAGGUGGCAGCCCCAUCAUAGAUGUUGAGAGACUUUCUUCUGAUGAAGAAUUGGACCCAAACAAAGAUGGCUCCAAGCACCAGAUGGUUACUCUGGCUAAUCAGAUCAUCGCAGCCAUCCCAGAACGCAUCAAACUGUCUCCGUCAAAAGGAGAUGAGGUGGACGACGCCUCUAGCGGUCGGGGCAGGAGCGAAUCUCACAGCUCCUUGCCCUCGCAGGGCUCGCCCCGACCCUCUUCUUUUGGUGAUGAUUCAGGAAUCUCCACCCCAAUGACUGACAGCCUGGCCUUUGAGGAGUACAGGUACCCUGAGUUUGGCACGCCGGCAUCCAGCCUUAGCCCCGACUCCACGUGUCUGCCCAGCCCGUACAGCCCCUACAGCUUCACACUGGACUCUCCUCCACCCACCACAGCCGAGUUCACAGAGUACUUCAACGCGCCCACCACCUACAUGGAGAAAGACUUCUCACAGCUCACUCUCUCUGACCAAGAGCAGCGUAAGCUGUACGAGGCAGCCAAGGUGAUCCAGAGCGCGUAUCGCCAGUACCGCGACAAGCAGGUACAGCAGCAGCAGAUGCAGCAGAUGCAGCAGCAGAAGGAGAUCGAGGCGGCCAUCCUCAUCCAGAGCUACUACCGCAGAUACAAGACGUACGCAUACUACAAGAAGAUGAGUCAUGCCGCCGUACUGAUCCAGAACCAGUUCCGGACGUACUACGCUCGCCGCAAGAAGCGCGGGGAUGCUGGGAACACUCUGCAGGGUCUGCGGAGAGAGUCCGAGAGGCUGAAGAAAGGCCGCAAUCAGUCGGUGAUCAUUCAGCAGAGAUUCAGGUCUCACUACCAGAGGAAGUCGCUUGAUGGCAAAGAAGGCGGAGGUCAAGGUCAGGGCAGCGGAGAUGCCCCAGACAGCUCCCCAACGCACCCAGACACAAGCUCCCAGUGCCCAGACUUGGCGCCCCCAGCAGCCGAUGCUGAGGAGGAGGGGGAGGAGGAGGAGACAACCCCAGCGGCGGCGUCUGCGGUCACUGGCGCGGCCACGUCCCAGGACGAGACGUCGUUAGCGGCGGACGACGGAGAUGAGGACGUUCUGCCUCUGGAUGUCCCAGAGUCGGUCGCCGAUCCGGCUCUGGCCACGGAGGUGGACAUCAGUGAGGACGAAGACGCUCGGUGAGGAGAGGACGCUCAGUGAGGAUAAAAUGAAAAGUAAUGAGACAUUCGGAUGAGGAUAAGGUGGAAAAUAAUGAGAAGACAAUCGGAUGAAGAGAAGAUGUCCGAUAAGAAUAUGACGCAUAAUGAGGAGACAAUGGGAUGAGGAGAGGUUGUGCGAUUAGGAUAUGACACAUACUGAGGAGGCAAUCGGACGAGAAGAGGAUGUCUGAUGAGGAUAAGAUGAAAAAAUUAAUGAGGAGACAUCGGGACGAGGAGAGGAGGUCAGACGAGGUUAUGAUGUUGCGUGAGUAGAGGAUACAUGUUGACCUUGGAGGACAAGGACAGCUACCCCCUUCCAGCGCCCACUUCCUCCUACAGAGCCAAGUGGGUCAGAUUGCUGCUUGAAAACUCAGUACCUCAGUCUGCUUUGUAUUCCGACUUGACCUGAGCUUUACCUCAGUUUCCUCUCUCUCUCUCUCUCUUUCUCUCUCUCUUUCAUUCUCUUUCCCCCCUCUAGAUUAAAAAAAAUAAUUUUUUUGUACUACAUAUGACAUUUGGGCAACGCUGUCCAUUUUAUCGCUGAAAUGUUCAACAACAAUUUUUUACUGACAAUUCAAUGUAUACGUUGAUCUGACAUGUCUGUAUGUUUUUACACGUACUCACUUGCUCUCACUCUCCUACUGUAGAAAUGACAAGGUAUGUAUUUAUCUCUCUUGUUUGAGAUUUUGUUCUUAAUUCUUUCGUUUUGUUGACUCUCGAUGACAAAAAGUUACCCGAGAAGAUGCUUAACGAUUAGAAAACCGGCUUCGGCAGCAGGAUUCAACGUGUGUAGAUUUAUCAAACUUGGUUACUGCGGUUUCCUAGCAAAAGAUGCUGUGAUUACAAAGCCUUUGCUUUCUGAAACCAUCACCAUUAGAUGUUGAGAUCAGGGAUAAGGAAGUAUUGAC